CUUCCGCGCCGAAAGUUUCUUUCAGCAAUAUCUCAGUAAAAGCGGAUGGCUGUAAGCCCUCAACUUUUUCAGAGAGACAGAGCAGCGGAAGGAUGUCCUGCUAGGUGCUCUAUGUCCGAUCAGACGUGGAGAGACGGAUCCACGAAUAGGAGCAGGAACAGGAAUAUCCUGAGUCAGUGCCACGACGCUGACACACCACCGCACUCCCCCGGCAAGCAGGCAGGGCCGCCUCUGCUCCAUUAAUAAGCAUCCUAUGCUCUUCUGCUCAAGAUGGCGGUGCAGGCAACGGAAAAGGACGGAAUAAACGUGGAGGAUGACCAUCUGAACGACUCGCUGGACAACCCCGGCCUCAUCUCACCUGACAAGGAGGACAUUUCCCGUCUGCUGACGGUGCCAUUCAGUGGACGCAUCCGGGGCGGCAUGCGACCAGGAAAGAAAAUCAUAGUGAUGGGCAUUGUCGAGCUGGAGCCAGACAGCUUUGACGUGAGCCUGACCUGCGGCCGGGACUCGGAGGAGGAGACCCCGCAUGACGUGGCGCUGAAACUGACCGCCCGCUUCACCGACCGCCAGUUCCUGCGCAGCGCACGGAUCUCUGGGAAGUGGACAGAGGAGGAGGCGUCCACCGCCUACUUUCCCUUCAUCCCCGAUCAGCCUUUUAGGGUAAAGAUCAGUUUUUGUAUUCACAAGGGCUCUGAUACCAAACACUAA
Molecule: messenger RNA, 708 nt
Organism: Plectropomus leopardus (leopard coralgrouper)
Lineage: Eukaryota; Metazoa; Chordata; Actinopteri; Perciformes; Serranidae
Source: RefSeq, a predicted model, not a curated record